AUUUUAUUAAGUAAUGGACGACGAGUCAGUAAUUGUUAAAAAAGUAAAGUUGGAUUUAGACAAAGACUUAUAUCCAGAGUUGGAUUAUCUGCUAAAUCAUACAGAAAGUGAUGUCCAGUUUCUAAUCGAUGGCCAAUCAUUUCCGGCUCAUAAACUACUGAUGAGUGCUAAAAGUGAUGUUUUUCGGUCAAUGUUUUCGGGCCAAUGGCAGGAAUCGGUGGACAACAAAGUAGAGAUACGGGACACCACUCCCGAUGCGUUCAAAGUAAUGAUGGUAUUUAUAUAUACCGAACGAUUGGUGUUCAGCAACGACAAUGAUUUGGAUCAUAUCAGGGAUGUACUGAAACUCGGGGAUAGAUAUCAAUUGAAACGAUUGAUCAAAACUGUUGAACAAUCAAAUAAACCGUAUAUAACUGUCAGAAACAUUCAAUUGAUCGGCCGAUUGGCUUUUGAUUACAAAUUGGAUGAACUGAUCGGUCGGCUUAAGAGAUUCAUCGAUAACAAUCUUAAAGAAUUGAUGAACAAACCCGAGUCGGAGGUGAUUGCCAUCAAUAGUGCGGUCAAUGAUUUGUUGAUUAAAAGUUUUCGCCAAUAUUUUCUGGAUAUUAAGAAAAUGUUUUCACAACAACCGCAUUAUGUUGACGGCAAUUAUCAUAGAUAUAAAAUAGGUGAAUAUACCUGUAAUUAUCAAAACAAUAGUAGCGGUACUGUUAAGGUCAUUGAUAUACAACAAUUACCAAAUCUUGAAGUGGAUUCAAUGGGUGUGUAUUAUAGAUACCUAAUCAAUGGUGAAACCUAUAGCUAUAGUGAUAGCACUAGUGGUAAACUAAAAUAUAUUAAUUUGUAAUCAAUAUUAUUAGAUAUAUAAUAUCAGACGUUAUCAGAUGAUUAUACGGUCCAUUAUUUUAAA
Molecule: messenger RNA, 910 nt
Organism: Oppia nitens
Lineage: Eukaryota; Metazoa; Arthropoda; Arachnida; Sarcoptiformes; Oppiidae
Exons: 2
Coding region: 14-847 (277 amino acids)
Biological process (GO): proteasome-mediated ubiquitin-dependent protein catabolic process; regulation of proteolysis
Cellular component (GO): cytoplasm
Molecular function (GO): ubiquitin protein ligase binding
Source: RefSeq, a predicted model, not a curated record